Contarinia nasturtii (swede midge) is the source of this 848-nucleotide messenger RNA. RefSeq lists its product as uncharacterized. Bases 1 to 738 code for a protein of 245 amino acids. Lineage: Eukaryota; Metazoa; Arthropoda; Insecta; Diptera; Cecidomyiidae. The transcript is spliced from 3 exons. The record is from RefSeq and is a predicted model, not a curated record.
AUGGUCAGUUCAUCCAGUAGUGAAGAAGAAGAAGCUUCUCUAGAAGAAGAGGAUGAAGAAAAGGAGGUGGAGGAGGAGGAUGAGGAGGAAACAUACAAUGUUUUCGCGAAGCGUAUUCAUUUGAACGAGGUCCAGUAUCUUGUUGUCAACGAUAUUAGAGAUUCGGUAUGGGUACGCAGAGAAGAAGUCAAAUCUGAAAUAGCCCUACACGAAUUUGAAGUGGACACUCUCCAAAACAUUGAUGAAGUAGAGUGGGAUCCAUUGCCAAAGAGAAUCAUCAAUGCCAUUACCAUUGAUGGUGUGAUUGAAUAUUUGGUGCAAUUCGCUGAUGGUACACAAACAAUGGUCUCUUUCACAUGUGGACCAAUGCGUCAACUGAUUGAACAAUUUGAAAAAGAUCGAAUCUAUCGUUCUGUAGUACAAUUGAAUCGAUUGAGUGAAUUGGACAUUCAGAACAUUCGGCCAGCAUCAACAUCAGUAAAUACUCGGCCGAAACGAAAAUCAGCAAUAGCAACAUCAGCUGCGAUAACAACAAUAACAAGACCUAAUGUUGAAAACGAUGCCAACUAUCAACCAGUAGUUCGGUUAAGUCGAUUGAGUGAUUCCGAUAUUCCAAAUGCUCACGUCAUACGUCCACCGCCAAGUACGUCCGUUUUUCAAUUUUCUGAACAAAAUGAACCAUCAACAUCUCGUGGCCCUACUUCCGCACCAAAACGAACGUAUCGAUCGAGGAGAUAACACGAGAUUGAAGGAACUAUUCUGUUAUUUCUAUUGAGGCUACCUACAUUAUAUUCACUUGAAAUGACGGGCAAAUCGUUCAUACAUCGAGACAAUUUCAAGAUUACAUU